AAAACCAGCCCAAAGGAUUAUUUUUUUACGUUCAGUAUAUAUCGGUGGACAGCAGGAUUAUUUGGGAUAUUGCGAGUGUCGGGAGAAAAGUGUUGUACUCCGAUUUUACGGAUGCUGUUUAAAAUGUUGAGGAUAUUUAUCACCCUUGCUCUUCUGGCAGCUGUUCAAUGUAGAUUUGGAGGUGGAUUUUUUCAUUCUGAUUACUACUACGAGGGGGAAUCUGAAUCUGAAUCUGAAUCUGAAUCCAGCGAAUCUUCGAGCGAAUCCUCCAGUGAAACCUCGAGCGAACCCCCACCAUGCCCGUGUACCCCGCUCGAAGUCGGCCAGUGUUGUGACGACUGUCAUUACUGUAAAGAUGAAAAUGCCAUAUGCGACACAUACGGAUAUAGUAAAGUGUGCGUCUGCAAAGAUGGCUUCAUAUUCGACUAUAAAUGCAAGAAGUGCGUUCCUGAUAAUGGACCCUUAACUACGGAAACGACACAUACGACGCCGACGACACCGCAGACGACGACACCGCAGACGCCGACACCGCAGACGACACCACCAUGUCCGUUCUGUUAUGCCAUAAGUAGACUGGAUGGAUCGUGCAUCAGAAUGAGAUAUGGAGUGGCAUGCCAAGCCGAUCCCGACAGCUGUUGUGUAUUGGAUGGUCUUAAAUGUAUUGAUGGGAUCUGCAGGUGUAGCAAUCCGGACAUCAAUUAUGACCCCUUUGAGGAGAAAUGCUGUGGAAGUGAGCUGGGCGAAACUUGUUGCUUAAAAGCGGGCUUUGACCAAUGUAAGAUCAGAGAUAGCAACAGCAUAUGCGACCUGAACAAAAAUAGCACGUGCGUUUGUUCGAUGAACACAACUCCAACCAAUGGUUUUUGCAUGUAAACAGUCGGAAUCGGGCAAGGCUAGCCAGGCGCAUGAUGUGAACAAAUUGGUUUGAUGACAUCACACUGGCGACACAUACUGAAUUUCAUAAUUUAACGUAAUGAUACUUAAUAAUAAUAAAUUUGCUAUGUAAGCAGGGAUAUAACUAUGUGUACAUUGAGGUCCAAUCAGACUGAACUCUGUGUACAUUGUGGUCCAAUACGAUUGAACUCUGUAUACAUUGAGGUCCGAUGUGAUCGAAGUCUGUGUACAUUGAUGUCCCAUGUGAUUAAAGUAUGUGUACAUUGACGUUCCAUGGGAUGGAACUCUAUGUUCAUUGAUAUAACAUUAGUUUGAAGUCUGUGUACAUUGACGUUCAAUAGGAUGGAACUCUAUGUUCAUUGAUAUCACAUUAGUUUGAAGUCUGUGUACAUUGAAGUUCCAUUUGAUUGAGCUCUGUGUUCUUUGAUAUCCCAUAAGAUUGAAGUCUGUGUUCAUUCAGUUCACAUCGGAUUGGACUUCGUGUACAUUGAGGUCCCAUUGGAUUCCAUGGCUUAAGGACCUGGAGAUAGGAAUGUUUCCUUUAUAUUCGGUGUAGAUAUGACAUUAAAAAAUUGACCUAUUUUAGAUUUUAAAUUGAUACAAUAUGGCGUGGUAUUACGUUUUCAAAUUUUUAUAACGAUGUCAUCUGCUAUCAGUUAUUAUAGUGUAAAUUGUUAUGUAAAUCGAUCAUUCUGAGUACGUUAAAAAGAUUUCAUUUGCUUUAAUAUAUGAACAUGUAUGACAAGGUGGAUUUCGAAAUCAAAUGAUUAUUAGUUGAAAGCAUUUAUUUUGUCCACCUUAACGAAUUUGAUAAUUCCGCACAACUUUUAGAAAUAAAUAUUAUAUUUUUUGAAUUGAUCGUAUGGUGUGUAUGCUUUAAAAGUGUUUUAGUCUGAAACGUGCUCUCUCUCUCAGUACAUGAUUGUGGAUGAACACUUGUGCAUUGACCGUUACUAUGCACUGUCCAUAUAUGAGGCUUGGAAUAUAAACAAUUCAUAGUGCAUACUUACAGCGUAAAAGUGCGUUAGUUCUCAAAAUGACUGUAUGAGUUUGAGCAGCAUUUUUUUUGAUAUCUUCGGUGUAGGUUUAAUAAAUUUGAAUGUUUAUAGAGGUGGUUUUGCAAUCGUACCAACUCGGCCAUCUCCGGCAAGCUUCAUAUCUGUUGGAUAAUGGCCGAGGUGUUCCGAUUGGUAGUUGUGUUGAUUUGUUUGACUUGUUUUUUUUUUCAAGAAAAUAUUGUGAGUUUAAAAUGACACAAUGCAUAUCUAUGAUGAAUAAUAAUGUUACCUUCAAGAGAUCUAGGCAUAUUUAUGAUAAAUAAUGAUGCUACCCUCAAUAGUGAUAUGCAUAUCUAUGAUGAACAAUGAUACAAUAUUGUGUAUGUAAUGAUCAAUUGUUUGACAUGGACUGUUAAGAAUACUGUUGUUAACACGUAGAUGAUAUGUAUUGCGAUAUUAUAAUUCAAGUCUUCUUCUUACGCAGAUAUUUCAGCUUAUGCAUGUUAAACUACGUUAAACUACACGGUGUAAUUAAUGCUAUCGAAAACACUGUCAAAAAAUCGCGUAGUUUAUUCUGAGUGUCCUCCGAGACAAAUGUUCAUAAUACAAAACGACUAUAGAGAACUUAAUAUACCAAUAUACAUUUAAAUUUGAAAUAAAUCAUUUGACGUGUCUUAUCGUUCUUAAACUUAUUGAAAAUAAAUAAAUAAAACGUG
Mya arenaria is the source of this 2608-nucleotide messenger RNA. RefSeq names its product cadmium metallothionein-like. The record is from RefSeq and is a predicted model, not a curated record. The transcript is spliced from 7 exons. Lineage: Eukaryota; Metazoa; Mollusca; Bivalvia; Myida; Myidae. The coding region runs from base 112 to 873 and encodes 253 amino acids.